UGGCAACGGUCUGAGCGGGACCGUCACCCGCCCGGCGUCCUGGUUUCCUUAGAGACGGAGCCGGGCCUAGGAGGCCGCGGAGCGGUGACAGCGGGGCGCCUGGAGAAGCCAAAAUGCCGUUGAAGGGAAAGAAAAGGCAAGGCAAGGGCAAGGGCAAAGACAAGAAUGGAUGUGAGUGGAGAAACAAAGAACUGGGGAUGAAGAAGAAGGGCUAAUUCUCACGCUGGAAGUGAAGAUCAAGAUAACAUUUCUUGGGGUAUUGGAGGUCCUCUAGCCCUGUGCUGUAGAGCAGCCAGAGCCAUCUGUGGCUGUUACAGUAAUUAAAAUUAAAAAUUUAUUUCCUCAGCGUGCUGGCCAUAUUUCAAGUGCUCGACAGGCACAUGUGAUAGUGGCGACCGAAUUUGGGCAGUGCUGAUACAGAACAUUUCCAUCAUCACAAAAAGUGCUAUUGGCAGCCCUGCUCUAUGCCGGUCGUUCUCAACUGCGGUGAUUUUCGCUCCCAGGAGACAUUUGGCAAUGACCAGAGACAGUUUUAGUUGUCAUGUCUGGGUGUGUGUGCUACUGGCAGCUAGUGCGUAGAGGCCAAGGGUGCUGUUAAACGUGUUAAACAUCCUACAGUGCACAGAACAUCCCCCCCCCCCCACCAAAGAAUUAUCAGUAGUGCCAGGGAUGAGAAACCCUGCUCUAGACUAUAAGCUUUUCUAGAAUAGACACUAAGCAUUAUUCACUGUGUCUCCAGCACACAUAGCAGAGAGCCCAGAACAUAGCAGGUAGUUAUAUGUGAAGAAUAAACAAAAGUGUCUUGUGUGUGUAUGUCAACUUGGAUGUUUUCUUUCCUCCACAGAGACUGUGGUCUGGAUUCAUUCUGUCUUGCCCUAGCCUGAGAUAUCUCUGCUAUAAAUUUGAGAGGAUCUUGAACAUCUAGAGGACCUCUGGGUACUUGUAGUUCCUUGAGCUUUUUCAGGGAUCAUUUUAGGUUCGAGGGUGAACCUAAAGAAUUUGCCCAAAUUGAGUAAUUGUUGAGAUUUCCCCAAACUGAUCAGAACACUUGAAGUGGGUAAUGCUCUAGCACCAACCCCUUGCUAUCUUAGAAUUGAGUCAGCUAGGUCGGAAUGGGACUCUGUGGCAACGGGAACGGGUUAAGUUGUCACUAGCCCUCUUGGGUGACCCUGGUGGUUUCCUAGACACAGUGGAGUCAUGUUGUUCAGCAACACCAUGUAUGGGACCACAGGGGAAUCCUUACAACCUGUAAUGUUUAUGAAGUAACUUGUUUAAAAGAGUAAUACAUGCUCAACACAGAAAACAUGCAAAGUCCCAAAGGAGAAAUAAAAAAUCCCCAGUAAUCCCAUCAUCCAGAGACAACCACUGUUAUCAUUUUGGGGUAUUCUUUUUUUUCUUUAUAAAAUGGUAGCACACUGUACAUAUUUUCUUGCAGCUCCCCCGCCCCAGGAAUUAAUAUAAGUACUUUAGUAUGUUUUCUUAUAUAACUGCAUAGUUAGUCUAGCAUUUUUUUUCAAGUGCCAAGGGCUUAUCUCAUUCCUGGAGCUCACUAGCAUAUGUUUUCUAUUUUUGACCAUGUGUCUACUGUAAGCUGAGGAACGUUGAGAUAACAGGCCUCUUAUUCCUCAGAUUUUCCAUGACCCAUCGUUUGGGAAACUCUGCUUUUUGCCUACAGAUAGUAUUAGUGGUCCUCCUAUAAGGAGUAUCUGAUUUGUUGGCAUCAUCUACUUUGAGCAGCUUAGACCUGAUAUGUCCAGGGAACAACUGGAUGAUUGUAGCAAGGCAGCCUAUCACUAAAAAAAAAAAAAAAAAUCACUAGUCCUGCUGAAAUGGUAAAGUCAACAGCUACAACAGGCUGAGGGGUUGGGGGUGGGGCUGACCAUUUGAAGGAAACAAAAGGUGAGAAUGGGACUAGAAAGGAAUUGAGAAAGAACCAGUUGAGGGGAUGGAGGGUGACAGUAGAGAAAGGUACACACACAUAUGUGUGAGAAUAUUUAGACUUCAAUACAGAAAAAAAAAGGGGUUGGGGGUGGGGCUGACCAUUUGAAGGAAACAAAAGGUGAGAAUGGGACUAGAAAGGAAUUGAGAAAGAACCAGUUGAGGGGAUGGAGAGUGACAGUAGAGAAAGGUACACACACAUAUGUGUGAGAAUAUUUAGACUUCAAUACAGAAGCCUUUCAAAUAUUUACUGUCUAUAUAUCUAAUGCCUACCAUAUAUAAGGAAUUGUAUUUUGUUAGUGCUCGUUCAAUAAAUCCUAUAUUUGGAAGUAUCCCCCCUUUUAUCACUUUAAUAUUUGAAUCCAUCCUUUAAGUAUCCCCCUGCCCCCGUAAUUAUGGUAUGUUUCUCAACCAUCCUUAAAGCCUGGUGCAUUGUAGCAAUAGCCAAUAAAGCAUUUCAGGUGCUUUCCUUAAUGACUUGAUCUUUUGUCCAAGGCCUAGCUAAUCUCCCCCAACCAAAACAAGAAAUAAAACUGGAGGGUGGGGUGGGUGGGAGAUUACAGAACUGUGAAUUUACAGUUACACUGUGAAUGUACCUCAUGUAGAAGGGGCACAGAAGAUAAUGGAGAUAGUGGGGUCAACCAAGGUCUAGGACUGAGUGGAAAUAGAAUAAACAGUUCAGAUAUGGGAGAAUUAAAAAAAAAAAAAAAAGGAAAAAUCAAGUACAUGAAAAGAUGUGAAAGCUUUAUGGAAUGAUUUUGACUUCUCAUGCCUUUCCUCUUUGUUUUUGUAGUCCUUUAUGGUUACGCUCUAAAACUCCUCUCUUCUAGGAAGAGGUACCUGCUUAAUUCCCUUUGUGAAUACAAGUAAAUAUGUAUUUCUUUGUAUGUGUAUAUAAUUUUUGUUGUUGAGGAUAUACACAUCGGAACAUAUACCAGUUCAUAAGUGUAUAUUGAUCAUUCAAUCAACAUUUGCCAGGCAUUGUAUACCCGGUAAUGCCAAGCAAAACAAAGAGAGAUGUAAUUCUACUAUAGUAAAGAAAUAAUUAUGUACUGUAAAUGUCAUCUUUCCGUGUAGGAAGGCAAUAAAACCAGAUGAAUCUGUGGUGGACAGAGCCAAGGCCAAUGCAGCCCUUUGGGAGGCCAGGUUGGAAGUCACAGAACUCUCCAGGAUUGAAUAUCGUGAUACUUCCCGGAGAUUGGCAAAAAGUAAUGAGGACCUAAAGAGGCAGCAGUAUAGAAUGGAGAAAGACACAAUGUCUGUACUAAAUUACCUGAAGAAACAGGAUCAGGAGAAAGAUAAUAUGAUUGAAAAACUGAAACAGCAAUUGAUUGAAACACAGGAAAAAGCCCAAGAGGAGAAGGAAAAACUGGAACAAAAGUACACUGUGCAAAUAAGUGAGCUGGAGGGACAGUUCCAUCAAAAAGCCAAAGAAAUUGGCAUGAUUCAGACGGAACUGAAAACAAUAAGACAAUUCCAGAAGAGAAAAAUCCAAGUGGAGAAAGAAUUAGAUGAUCUAAAAGAGAAUUUAAGGAACACAGAGCGGAAACAUCAGGAGACUCUUAGAAGAUUGGAAGGCAGGUUUUUUGAGGAAAAGCAUCGACUAGAACAAGAAGCUGAAAAGAAGAUAAUAAUGUUGGCAGAGAGAGCCCACCAUGAAGCUGUUGUGCAACUGAAUAAUGCUGGAAGAAAUGUUUUUAAAGAGAAUGUUUAUCUCCAGAAAGCUCUUGCAUACCAUCUGAAGGAAGCUGAUGAUCUACAAAAAAACUCCCAGAGGUUGCAAGAGACUCAUAGUAUCCUUUUACAUCAAAAGGAGAUCAAUGACUUAUUGGUUAAGGAAAAAAUUAUGCAACUUAACCAGCAGAAAUCACAAAUCCAAACACUUCAGAAAAAGGUGGUAAGCUUGGAGACUGCCCUGACUUGUAUGACAAGGGAGUUUGAAGCUGAAGUUUUAAAACUGCAACAACAGGCAAUGAUAGAGAAUCAAGCGGGUCAGGUAGAAAUUGACAAGCUGCAGCAUCUUCUUCAGUUGAAGGACAGGGAAAUGAAGCGAGUGAAGAAGCUGGCCAAGAACAUACUGGAUGAGAGAACAGAGGUGGAAGAAUUCUUUUUGGAUGCUCUACACCAAGUGAAGCAACAGAUCCUAUUUAGCAGAAUGCAUUAUAAGCAGAUAGCGCAAACUGCUUUCAAUUUAAAAAUGAGAGCAGCACUUGCAGGAAAAACAGAAUAUCCCAAAAUCCGAACAUUUGAUGGCAGAGAGCACAGCACCAAUAGUGUGAAUCAGGAUCUUAUGGAGGCUGAGAAAUGGACAAAUAUUCAAGGAAAUGUGGAUAUUGGAAAUUUGACCUGGGAGCAGAAGGAAAAAGUCUUGAGAUUGCUCUUUGCAAAAAUGAAUGGUUUUGUUCCUAGGAAAUACAGCCAGAGUUCUAGGCCUCCAGUUCCAGACUAUGUAGUUCCUGACAACGGAGAAACAAAAGAACUUGGGGAUGAAAAUAAGCUUCAAGAUCAAAUCUUCAUCACCCAGCAAGUCCCAGUCUCAGACUCUGCUGGUGAACUGGUACCACCCAGUAUUCAGAAGGCAUCACAAAACCCUGACGUGGGUACCUACUGACAACAUUGCUGACCUACAUAUGACCUCACAGAAGCUGCUGGCAGGCCUUUCUUUGCAGAAUCCUUACUCCUGAAUAUGUUCAAGAAAGUUUCUUAGAGAAAAAAAAUUUUUUUAAACUUAAAAUUACCUGUUU
Molecule: messenger RNA, 4682 nt
Organism: Loxodonta africana (African savanna elephant)
Lineage: Eukaryota; Metazoa; Chordata; Mammalia; Proboscidea; Elephantidae
Gene: BBOF1
Product: basal body orientation factor 1
Exons: 12
Coding region: 3179-4549 (456 amino acids)
Source: RefSeq, a predicted model, not a curated record